This is a messenger RNA of Musca domestica (house fly), 2019 nucleotides long. It is a transcript of the gene TRAM, whose product is annotated as translocating chain-associated membrane protein 1. The record is from RefSeq and is a predicted model, not a curated record. Gene Ontology annotation, cellular component: endoplasmic reticulum membrane. Gene Ontology annotation, biological process: protein insertion into ER membrane; SRP-dependent cotranslational protein targeting to membrane, translocation. The transcript has a single exon. NCBI's taxonomy places the organism in Eukaryota, Metazoa, Arthropoda, Insecta, Diptera, Muscidae. Bases 259 to 1371 code for a protein of 370 amino acids.
ACUGUGGCAUUUUAAACAGAAACUUUUUUGACGUGUGACGACGUCCACGAAAGAAACGAUAGCUCCAACCAUUCAUUUGGCGAAACGUAACAGAAAAACAUACUGGGGAGAUUAGUUGUGGAGCUGCUGCUGCUUCUGUUGUUGUCAUCGUCGUCGUCGUCUUCUGCUGGAUAACAAAUAAAAAACGAUAAAAGAAUAGUAAUAUUAACAAGCAUUAUCCAAGAAAAUAAUAUUGUGGCAAGAGUAACCAAGACAGAGAUGGCCAUUAAACCAGCCAGUUUGGGACGCAAGUCCACCAACAAGAACCCACCCAUCCUAAGCCAUGAAUUCGUCAUACAAAAUCAUGCCGAUAUUAUCUCCUGUGUGGCAAUGGUCUUCGUUUUGGGCCUGAUGGACGAGUCGACAUCACCAUUUGCCAGCGCCUUUAUUUCUCUACAUCAUAAUGUGAGCGGAGAGGAGCCGACACGUGAACAACCGCUGGGAAAGCCCUUCACCUAUGUGGCUGGCAUCAAGGAUUACUGUGCCGUGUUCUUCUAUACCCUUACCUGCAUUAUUAUGCAUGCCAUUAUCCAGGAAUUUGUUUUGGAUAAGAUCUCAAGAAAACUGCAUCUGUCCAAAUUCAAGCUGUCCCUGUUCAAUGAAAGUGGUCAAUUGGUGGCAUUCUAUGUCAUGUCUUUCCUGUGGGGUGCCAACGUCAUUUUGAAGGAGGGCUAUUUCACCAAGUUCUCUCUGUUGUGGGAUGACUAUCCAAAUCACCCCAUGUUGUUCCUGCACAAAUUCUUCUUUAUCAUCCAGCUGGCUUACUAUUUGCACAUGUUGCCUGAAUUGUACUUCCAAAAGGUCAAGAAGGAAGAUCAACAACCCAAAAUCAUUCAUGCCGUGUGUGGUUUCUCCAUCAUUUGUUUGGCCUACACAUUCGGAUUCCAACGCAUUGCCUUGGUUAUUUUGACUUUGCACUACUUGUCGGCCACCUUUGCCCACAUCUUCCAAUUGAUUGGUGUAUUUGAUCGUGAUGAAAAAAUGGCCAGUGUUCGUAUUUUCAACAAUGCUGUGUUUGUCUUUGUCCGUUUCACAUCCAUGGUUAUUGGAGUUUUGGCCUUGUACUAUGGAGUUAUUGCGAAUUCGUCACAAAAAUUGAGAGGCUAUUUGGCAUUGUUUGCCCUCUUGGGUUUGCAGUGCUAUUUCAUUUUCUCCUUCAUCACCGAGCAACUAAAGGCCAAGCGUGAGGCAAAACAAUUGAGCAAACCAGCUCCCAGCCAAAAGAAGAAGACCCCCAAGGAGAAGACGAAAAAGGUGAAACGUGAAUCCGAUUUGCCAGAAGCUGAUCAAUCGCCCAGUGCUCCCAUCAACAAUAAGGUGAAGACCAAGUAAAAAAAUGAAACCUGGAACCGGCCACUAGUAUAGGCACUUGCAUACAGAAAGAAUAUGCCGCGCAAGUUCAAAAUAAAAUUCAGAAGCUCCACAUCAUCAAUAAUAAUUGUUUGCUCAAAAAACCCCCUGCCCUUCCACUUCCAUUUUAAAAACACCUGGUCAUUGCUUCAAGAGAUGUGCCGCCGAUUUGCCGGGUACACCAACUACUUGUAACUAAAAUGGAAGGAUAUCUGUCUCCCUCUAUGAAAUGCAUUUAAGGCAAUUUUUGAUUUCAUAUUUUUUUAUACAACAAACACACAAAACAAGAAACAACAAACCGUUGAAACCAUGUAAUUUUUAAAUAUGUAAAAUUGUUAAACUAUUUUUAAACUUCAAAACAUUCUCUACACUCGACACUCUCAACUCAAAAACACACAAACAAUGAAAGAAAAAUUCCUUUAUUUUUAAACGAAAAAAAAAAUAAUAAAAUCAAAACUAUUGUAUUUUUUAAAAAAAUAAUUAAAUUAUAAAAAAGAUUUGAUGUUUCAUUCAAAUGAAGCUAUUUAAAAAAAAUGUUUUUUUUUUUAAUUUUUGUACUUUUAUUUUUAUUAAAUGCAAAAACUGCAACUAUAAAAUAUAUAUUUUUAUAUAAACUUUUAUAAAAACAAA